CAUUCACCCUCCUUCCAUAACUGCACCGACCUCAGCUCUUCCUUCUCUGGUUUUUCAUUUGCUACCCACCUCGCAUUACAGUCUAUCAUGGCAGAUCAAACCUUAACCGGAGCCCUAAAACUUGCAGCCGCCAAAUUCCCAUCCCGGCGAUCACUAUUGGUACCCGGCAAGCUCGAAAUCACUCACUCCCGCCUCGACAACUUAAUCGACUCUGCCGCAUCCCGCCUAAUCGCUGCAGGUAUCCUCCCCGGCGAUGUUGUUGCGAUUACUUUCCCCAACACGAUCGAGUUUGUGAUCAUGUUCUUGGCGGUUAUCCGAUCGCGUGCGACGGCCGUGCCGCUGAAUUCUGCGUACACGCAGGAGGAGUUCGAGUUCUAUCUUUCCGACUCAGAAUCGAAACUUCUUGUUACGAAUAAACAGGGGAAUGCUGCUGCGGUGAACGCCGCGGCCAAACUUGGCAUCUCCCGCGCCACAGCAAGUCUCCCCGAUCCAUCCGGCGUUGUGCAGAUCGAAGGCCUAACGGACAGUACAGCCACCGAAGGUGGUCAUUCAUCCCCGGUGAUUUCCGUUGUCAACGAUCACUCCGACGUAGCACUUUUCCUGCACACCUCAGGCACGACGAGUCGGCCAAAAGGGGUUCCUCUCACCCAGCAAAACCUCGCUGCAUCGGUCCAGAACAUCCGAUCCGUUUACCGCUUAACGGAACAUGAUUCAACCCUCAUCGUUCUCCCCCUUUUCCACGUCCACGGUCUCCUUGCAGGGCUUCUCAGCUCUCUCACAGCCGGCGCUUCCGUAGCUCUUCCGGCCAUCGGUCGCUUCUCCGCCUCCACUUUCUGGACCGACAUGCGGGCAGCCGGCGCCAGCUGGUACACCGCGGUUCCCACCAUUCACCAGAUCCUACUCGACCGCCAUGCCUCAGCAUCAGAAGCGCCAUACCCGCCUCUCCGGUUCAUCCGCAGCUGCAGCGCGUCGCUUGCUCCGGCAGUUCUCUCACAACUCGAGACUACAUUCAUGGCUCCGGUAUUAGAGGCGUACGCGAUGACGGAGGCCUCGCACCUCAUGUGCACGAACCCACUGCCCCAAGACGGUCCGCACAAACCGGGCUCUGUGGGCCGGCCGGUCGGACAGGAGCUGGCGAUUCUCGACGAGACGGGAGCGGUUCUUCCGCCGGGAUUUCCCGGCGAGGUCUGCAUCCGGGGGCCGAACGUGACAAAGGGUUAUAAGAACAACCCAGAGGAGAACCAGGCGGCUUUCUUGUACGGUUGGUUUCAUACCGGAGAUGUCGGAUUUGUGGACGAGGAUGGAUAUCUUCACCUCGUCGGCCGCAUCAAAGAGCUCAUCAACCGGGGAGGAGAAAAGAUUUCUCCGAUUGAGGUUGAUGCCGUGUUGCUCGCGCACCCAGGUGUCGCACAGGCGGUGGCAUUCGGCGUUCCCGAUGACAAGUACGGCGAGGAGAUAAACUGUGCGGUGAUUCCGAGGGAAGGAACGGAGAUUGAUGUGGAGGAGAUGAAGAGUUUCUGCAAGAAAAAUCUGGCCUCAUUCAAAGUGCCGAAGAAAAUUUUUGUGACGGAGUCUCUACCGAAGACGGCGACUGGUAAGAUCCCGCGGCGGAUGGUGGCGGAGCAAUUUUUAUCUCCGGGGAAAGCCACCGAAGUUGGGGCUUAAGCCUCUUUCAGCCAAGCGUCAGCUUAUUUUAAAUAGUAUGUGGCUCAUGCCGUUUGUUUCGUUGAAUGAGACGAAAGUGGAAAAGGUAAGUGGUCCAAUCUUAAUUUGUCUCGAUUAUAGAUAUUAGGGAUAAUUAUAUAUUACACAGUCUUCGUUGAUUCUAUGUAAGUAUUCGUACCUAAUCUUUUUUGUAUUGCAAUAAUAUGUCUGUUUUGUGGAA
Phalaenopsis equestris is the source of this 1885-nucleotide messenger RNA. RefSeq names its product oxalate--CoA ligase. Gene Ontology annotation, molecular function: medium-chain fatty acid-CoA ligase activity. Bases 88 to 1665 code for a protein of 525 amino acids. Gene Ontology annotation, biological process: fatty acid metabolic process. The record is from RefSeq and is a predicted model, not a curated record. NCBI's taxonomy places the organism in Eukaryota, Viridiplantae, Streptophyta, Magnoliopsida, Asparagales, Orchidaceae. The transcript has 4 exons.